GAAGUGCCUCGUAGUGACGUAGUUAGCUAGUGUGCUAAAUGGCGGUUGUGGUCAGAGUGGACAGUAAACAGUGAAACGGUUAUAAUUGUAACUGUCAAAUUAUCAAUAACAUGUACCCGGCUGUGUCAGAAACACUCUGUAGUUACAAAAUGUCUAUUUUCAACUAUUUUCAGGUCGGUUCAUGUGCCGGGCUGACAGAAAAUUCAUUGCGGAGGAGACGAGCACGAAGCAAAGGGUAAGCGGUUCAGGGUUUCAAAGCGGGGCAACUAAUGUUUGGUUAAUUUAGCACUGCCACAGAGGUUUAUUUACAGAUUAAUGAGAUUAACAGACUUCAUCAUGCUGCUGAGGUGUUAAACAUUGAUGUUUUCGUUUUUAGUUGAAUUAAUGGAGAAUGGAGGUGGAGAAGAGGAGAGGGAGUGUGAAGUUGCUGAGCUCCGACUGAAAGUGGAGUCUUUGCAGCAGGAGCUGAGUGAAUGCAGAUCUGAGCUGAGCAAGUUACAGAAACAACUGAACCAGUCUGAGAGACUACAGAGGAGCACAGAGACCUACAACGAGGAUCUGAGGAAACAGGUCAGACAAUCACGACAGUCAGAAGAGCUACUAGACAGACCUCUGUCUGCAUUUCAUGGGUUUAUUCUGUUUGAGCUUUUCACGACAGUAGGGGAGAGUGGGGUAAGAUGAACCAUUUUUCAUAUUUCAGAUUACUACAUCAAGGCAAUCAUAGUUUUGUCUCUAACUAGUGUAUCUACAUAUAUUUCAACAUGUUGUGCAUUCCUGCAAACCAACAGAAUGAGUGUAAACAUAACUGUUUUGAUAAUACAGCAUGCCAAAAAAAGUGGUCUCCUAUGGUCAACUUACCUCGUGUAUGGGGUAAGUUGACCAUAGGAGCGGGGUAAGUUGAGCCAUAUCCCUAUUACCCCCCCCACUCUUCACCCCAGCCCUCCCUCACCGUCUAUCUUCCUAAAUAACAGUCACUUCUUCACAUUCAUUUGUAUUUUUAUCUAUUAUACGCUAUUCAACUGGUACAAUAAUUCUUUUUAUUAUUAUUGUAUAUAACUGCUAAAAAGCUGUUUUGUAAAAAAACGUUUUAACAUGAGAAUGUCUUCAAGUGAUUCAGAAUAUUCACAGCUGUAUUUUUGAAAAGAAAAAGUAACACAUUUCAACAAUCUGAACUGAAACUCUGAUCCUCUCAUCAGACUCCUUUACUUUCUCAGAUGAACCACUGGCUCAACUUACCCCAGAACUACUAUCAUGACUUUUUUAGUCCUCUAAGCUAAAAUGGUGGACUUAUGUUAGGUCUUUGACCUCAUGUUGUAGCUCCUAGAUACCACAAUUGAUGUCUAAAACAAAUUUAAAUGAUCUUUUUUUGGUCUGAACACAAUGCUAAUAAAACUUAUGACAGACUAAAUUCACUUAAAAGAGUGAAAAAUAUUUUUUUGGACAACAAGGGGUGGCUCAACUUACCCUUUGGCUCACCUUACCCCACUCCUCCCUACUAAUAUUAAAAUAAGAAAAUGGUAAUGUUUGAAAUACGCAAAUUAUAGGAACCAGGAAGAGAGUAUACUGUAGCUACCUUGCUUUUGUGUCAGUUGAUUCACUCUAAAUGGCUUAGGCACUGCUCUUCUGUCUGCCUCUAAUAUGAAAACAUAUUGUUUCAGGUGGACCAGCUGAGUGCAGAGAUUCAUGACCGUAAGAAAAGAGAUAAAGACAAAGUCAGCAGUGAGACCCAGACAGAGGAAUAUGUCUGGACAGAAACUGGUUGGUUUCUUUUUAUGUACAUUAAGUGUGUAAAAUGAAUAUUUUAUAAGAUAAGGUGUUAAGUGUUGAAACUAUCUCUACUUUUUCCAGACUACUACAAUUACUAUUAUGGAGGUUAUAGUCAGAACCCAGAGGCCACAUACACCGAGGACACACAGGCCCCUUACGUUCAGGAGGGAUUGGAUACAGUGGAAUCAGCGGCGUGUGCAGCUAAUGGCAGUCCAGCAGAUGAGGUGUCAGCAACGAAUGAAGCCGUAGCUGCUGAUGUGCCGGAGCAACCUGACAGCAGUGUGGCAGUGCCAGCAGAGGUUUGUUUUUCUAUAAUGUUGUUUAUGUACUGAAACAUGACAAAAAUGAAAUAGUUGAUUUGUGUGUGUUAGACAUUUGAGUUAAUGCUGUCUCUUACAGGAGGGUGAUGGAGGAUCCAUAGCAGACAUGUUGAGAGCCACUGCAGAACAGGCCAUGACACAGACUGGGUUUGUCUUUGAUGAAACUACUGGGAUGUACUAUGAUCACAGCACUGGUUUCUACUAUGACUCGGUUUGUCACUUACACUAUUCAUGGUAAGAUAAGGCUGCUUAUAGCAGAAAUUUAGAGGUGUAACUUGACACAUUUUUCCCUCCACAGGUCAGUCAGUUAUACUAUGAUGCCAACACAGGCAUUUACUACUACUAUGAUGCAGAGAGUGGGAAGUACCAAUUUCAUUCCCGGAUUGAGAUUCCUGCUGCACAAACUACUGCAGAGCCUCAUCAAGACAACAGUGGUGCUGAUAAGAAAGACAGAAAGUCCAAGAAGUGGUUCAAGAAGACCUUGCAUCAGGAUGAAAAGGUAACCACCUGGAUCUUUCCUAGAUGCAGGAAGAGAUUUGUUGUUUGUGUAUACCUGACAGCUGGCUUUGGACUUUGUAGUUUCACCUAAAAACACUGUCUUGUCAAAAAUUUCAUGGUUUCAGUCUUCAAAUAUCUGUUUUAUUAUUUUUGAAUAACUACUAGACCAGCAGACUAAAAGAAUGUCCUCUGACCUAGGUGCAAGAGGUGACUAAGUCAUUGGCUAAAAUGAAGAUUUCUUCUUACUGGGAUACUGCUUCACACAGAGGUACACCUUUUAAUAUCAAGACUGAAAACAAUUCAAAAGAAUUGUCCAGUUUUUUUUUAUUUGAGCAAGAAUAGUUUCUGCAAUUACAGUUAUACAUCACAUACAACAGCACUUAACAGGUAUGGGUACUCCUUAGUUUUGGGCAGACCUUCGAAGUGUUUGACUAUGAUUUAGACAGUCAGUGGUGUGUGUGUGUGUGUGUGUGUGUGUGUGGGAGGGAUACUUGGAAAAGUUGAAGUAGAAUUACCAACCAUUCACUGAUUCAUGACACAGGUCAUCAGACUUGCUAGCAUGACACUAUGAGUUCUUGAGUGUUUCAAAAAAGAUCACUCAUAAAUUUGUACACCAUCAUGGGCUAGAAAUUAGUAGAGGAUUGGAUCACUUGUAAUAGGAUCACUUAAUUUGGAGAAGAUCAGGAGUGAAGUCUCCCUGAAGACUGAAACCAUGAAAUCCGCAUCAGGCAACAGAUUGGAUAUGGGAUCUACAAAGCCAACUUGCCUGCUGUUAGUGAACAUUAAUGGAAAUACUGAUCUUACUGCUGACUGUCUGAUAGCAGGGAGGCACAUUUGAUGAAGUUAAAAUGAAAGAAGAGGAAACUGAGUGGGUCGAAAAACGAACAUCUAAAAGGAAAACGGAACCUGAAAAACAGAAGCGAAGGUCGUGCAGUCCAGAUCAGACACCACGGAGGAGAGACUCUUCGAAAAACCGUGACGAGAGAGAGAAAUCCUCUUCAAAGAGGAAGAAACAGAAGAACGGUUCUCAUCACGAUGAGAGGGAAAGAUCCAGGAAGAAAAGAAAAUCAUCCAAGUCAAAAAAGCAGAAGAAGAAAAAAAGCCCGGCUCUGAGUGAUGACCUAAGGGGGAGCAGUGAACCGGAGGAGGGUGAGAUCACAGAGUCGGAGACAGAGCACAGGGAGUCAGAUCACUCGUUGUCAUCAUCUCCUAGCUCCCUCCAGCAGGAAAGCCCUGAGUCAGAAAUGGAGACUCAGAUUCAGGAAGGUGAGAGGAAGAUGAGAGAAAUUCAGAGCCUGGUCAUGCCACACAUCUUAACUUAAAAUUCAUGGGUGCAUUAGAUAAAUCUUUUAGGGAAAUUUUGUCUAAUUAAAUUGUACUUUUCCUCCCUGAGAUUGCGUGUUCUUUUGACUAAUGCAUGUUUUUUUUCUUUUUUAAGCAGUUAAAGAAAUUUGGCCUCCUUGUGUGAGAGUAACGGUGGUCAGAUCACCAGUGCUGCAGGUGGGCACUCUGUACAUCAUCACAGCCGACUCUCCGGCCACCAUCGGCAGGUUCGUCAUAACCUUUUCAUACCCUGCAAAAGUAAUUCAGCAAAGUUUCAGAAAGUGUUGCCAAUGUAGGAAACAUGAAUCCAAACUUCUUGAAGACAACCUGCUUUAUUUCUUCUUUAGAGAAAAAGAAAUGGACCAUGCAAUCCGAAUACCAGAAGUAGGAGUCAGCAAGGUACUUCUCUGCUCUUCGAUUUCCCCACAAAGAUCAACAUUUUUCAUUGGUGCGUUGCAGGAUUACAUGAUGGUAAUAACUCUGAACUGUGCUUGGUUUAAGUUCCAUGCAGAGGUGUACUUUGACCAGGAGCUGCAGGGCUACAUGCUGGUGGACCAGGGGAGCCAGAAUGGAACAGUUAUCAAUGGGAACCGGAUCUUACAGGUGGCUAGUUAUCUCUCAUUUUUGGCUCCACUUUAGUAAUGGAAAAAAAUCCACCCAGUAAUGACACAAUAAUGUUCCUCAUGCAGCCAAAAACCAAGUGUGAGCCACAUGCACUGAUGCACGGUGAUGAAGUGAAGAUGGGAGAGACCGUGCUGUCCUUUCACAUACACUCAGGGACGGACACCUGUGAUGGCUGUGAACCUGGCCAGGUGAUGGCUCACCUUAGCAAGCAUAGGAAAGAGGAAACAGCAGGUGAGACACCUUAAGAGAAAUUAAUGUUAUAGAUUCCUGAACUUGCUCACACAUGUUUAAAAAGCUUGAAAUGCCUUCAUAUUUAAACUGUAAUGUGAGGAAUAUGUCUCUUCUUCAUUUUCCUCAAGGCCUUACUCUCUCUAAAGAGGAUAAAGAAGCGCUGAGGCAGAAGGAGCUGAAGCAGAUGAAGGCUAAAUAUGGCCUGCAGGUAAGUGAAUCAGGUAAACGGGCAGCCAGUUCACGUUUUAAUCCCACUUUUCAUAAAUAGCCAAUCCUGUCCCUGCUUUUUUUGUAAACAGACCGGUGAGUUUGAGGGGACCAAAGCCCUGAAAAACCCUAAAUACAAAGACAGAGCAGAGUCAAGGAGACAGACGGUGGGUAGUGAGGGUGUUUUCCAGAGAGAUGAUGCUCCAGCUUCUGUUCACGAGUAAGUACAUUGUCAUUUUCUUAAAGGGAUAAUCUGGAGUAAUAUUAAGUUAGGGCCAAACACACUGUAACACAGAGUUUGACACUCUCUCUCUCGAGAGAUGAAUGUUGCCAACCUCUUGCUUUCUAGUUAUACCAACUUUAGUAACGACCGCAUGAUAGCAAUACACAGUGGUCUACGUCUCCACGCGCACACCGCAACCAAAACGCCACUCUAUAGCCACAAAUAAUGCUCAGAACAGCAGCUAACUUCAUCAACAGUACAUAUAGGGUCCCAGCCACAGCAAUAGCCACCAAACAGGUUUUUAGCUUUGCCUGAUUUGUUAAGCAAAGUCAAACUCAUUCACUCUCUUCCAGCAGCCGCUUUUUUGUAGGGAGACCUCGGACGAGUCCAUCACCGACUUCAGCGGGGUGAUGCAGCUCAAGGAAGAACAUUUAUGAUCAUUUCUUUAAGGAAAUGCAAUCAGACAGAGAUGCUAAGGCAGAAGAUCUACCGCGUCUGCAGUGCAAAAUAAUUACUAUGAUUAUUACUUCAAGGAAAUGAUAAUAAUAAUAAUCAUAUUAAUCAUUUUGCACUGCAGACACAGUAGUUCUUCUGCCUUAGCAUCUCUGUCUGAUUGCAUUUCCUUAAAGAAAUGAUCAUAAAUGUUCUUCCUUGAGCUGCGUCAUCCCGCUGCAGUCGGUAAUGGACUCGCCCGAGGUCUCCGCACAAAGUUAAAAAGAUGCUUGGUGACUAGUACUAUGGCUGGGACCCUGCAUGUACUGUUGAUGAAGUUAGGUGCUGUUCUGAGCAUUAUUUGUGGCUAUAAAGUGGCUUUUUGUUUAAGGUUUGUGUGUGGCUCCUUAGACUGCUGUGUAUUGCUAUCUGCGGUCGUUACUGAAGUUGGUAUAACUAGAGAAGCAAGUGGUCACCGACAUUCAUCUCUCGAGGGUGUGUCUAACUCGGUGUUACGGUGUGUUUGACCGUACGUUAAUUUUACUCUGGAAUAUCCUUUUAAGAAUAAAUUUUACGCCGGACUAUCCCUUCAAGUGAAGAACACUAGAUGAAUUGCUAACAAUGUUUUUUUCUCCACUCUUUAAGGGAAAUCUCUGAAGUCAACAAAGGACGGAAGAUGCUGGAAAAGAUGGGCUGGAAGAAAGGGGAGGGGCUGGGCAAAGAGGGGACUGGAAUGAAAAACCCUGUAAGAGCAUCCGGUAGUUUCUGACAUGAUUCAAAUACUUAUCACAGCUAAAGAAUUUUUUGUUGACCUUUUUUUUGUUGUUGGUUCUUUCUCCACAGAUUGAACUAAAGAUCAGAAAGUCUCAGUCAGGUUUGGGGGCUGCUGCAGCUAUGUCCCUAGACAGCGUCUCUAUAACCAAAUCAAAGUCUCAGAAGAACUGGGAGAAAGCACGAGAGAGAUUUGCUGAUUCCUGCCAGCCUGACAUGCUGCCGUCUAAAACACAGGACAGCUCAGCCAAAGCCUGGGUCAAAUCAGAGGAGGCUGAGAUGACAGACACACAACCAGAAUUCAAUACAUGAAGAAGAAGUGAGAAAUAGAUGACUUUGUACAUCAGUGUUUGUUUUAUAGGCUGGGAGGUUUACUAUCAGUAAAGGGAGUCUCCUCUGUCUGCGAACUAAAGUAAGCAUAAGAGAUAUGCUGAGUUUUAUUGGUUCAGCCUUCAGCAUGAGGACACAUGGUUGACUGUAAGCACAAUUAAGUCACAGGCAAUUUACAAACUACGUUAGUUAAGUUUAUCAGCCGUGGGUGUAGAUUGUGGUCUGUGAACUGUGGGAAACAUUGCUGUCCUUAAAGAAGAGCAGCGUUGUGUUUUUCUGUUGUGAGUUUUCACAGGGCAGAAAUGCCACUGUGCCUCUCUCACAAGGACUUGAAUCGCCUCAAGCAAACAUUGACACAGGGAAGCUCUAUUUCUCACAAUGAGAUCAUGCUUCUAAGACUACUUUGGAUAUGUUUUGGCAACCUGUAAGUAAUCGUGUCAAACCAGUCACAACUACUCGGUGUAAAACUUUCCCAGCACUCUUUUCUUUUUUUUUUUUUUGUCAGUAAACGUUGCAAAAUGAAAAUCAAA
Xyrichtys novacula (pearly razorfish) is the source of this 7256-nucleotide messenger RNA. Lineage: Eukaryota; Metazoa; Chordata; Actinopteri; Labriformes; Labridae. The record is from the annotation of a GenBank genome assembly.